Molecule: messenger RNA, 1527 nt
Organism: Anopheles cruzii
Lineage: Eukaryota; Metazoa; Arthropoda; Insecta; Diptera; Culicidae
Product: Krueppel-like factor luna
Exons: 5
Coding region: 1-1527 (508 amino acids)
Biological process (GO): regulation of transcription by RNA polymerase II
Molecular function (GO): RNA polymerase II cis-regulatory region sequence-specific DNA binding; DNA-binding transcription factor activity, RNA polymerase II-specific
Source: RefSeq, a predicted model, not a curated record
AUGGCGGGAGAAGGCGAAGAAGCUCGGCUCGCGCUCGCGUGGCUCGUGGCCCGGUUUUCGGCAGAGGGCCCACCAGUCCAGCUAGAGCCCGUAGACCUCAGUGUUCGUCCGCCACCGAAAGAUCUGAGGUCCACCGCCAUACGAAUCCGUAGCGGGCUGCUGAAGCGUCCUCCGCCGCCACUCAUCUCAGCACCACACCUGCUAGCGUUAAGGCACAAAACAGAAGACUUAUUCUUUUCGCUCAACACCACCAGUGAGGAUGAAGGUUCCGGAACGGACGCAGCCACUGCCACGAUCGCCGCAGCAGCAUCGAUCGCGGCCGCAGCCAAAGCAUCACCAUCCGCCUUCAGCCCAACCCACGUCCAACUUCUGUCGAGCCUGUGCGGCGACCGCGCCUCAUCCCUCGUCACCAAAUCGAAGCACCGCAACGGGGCCUCCGCGCCAUUCGACCCAUCCGGCGCGGGGCUGGUUCCGGCCGACAACAACAACAGCAUUAGCGUGAACAACAACAACUACCUGCCCAGUGACGGCGACACGAAGCCGACCACCUUCCGGGGGGCCGAAGCAUUUCCUAUCUACAGCAACUACCGCGGUCAACCGCAAAGCCCUACGCACCCGUCGGCGGCGGACCAGAAGGUGGCCACGUUACACCAGCACCUACAGCGCCAUCAGCAUCUGUUUCCGGCGCAGUUUGCCGCCGCCGCCGCAGCCGCCUUCCAUCACCAGCAGCAGCAGCAGGAUGAGCUGCUGGCGGCCACCGGUAGUCGCCGGCGCAGCCAUUCGCCCCUUACGCUCCACGAGCAGCUUCAGCAGCUAUCGGCCGCGUCGGCCGUGGGGCCACCGGUGUCCAAGCUCCUGCCAGGACUGCCGGGUCCACUGGCCGCGUCCAUCGCGUCGAUCGCAUCGAGUUUGCCGCUGAGUGAAAGCGCCACGGCCGCCUUUCAGCGACUGCUGGAGCAACAGCAACCGGCAGUGGCCAAUGCAGCACCCUCCGCACCACCCACCACCAGCAGCCCGUUCCCGAGGCCUCGCACCAGUGCUGGCCCGAGCCCGGAUCGGUACACCGGCAAGCUGACGGACCUUCGGCAUCGUUCCGGGGCGAACGGAGAAACGACGUCGGGAAAGCGACGCGACGGAGGAACUGGUCACCCGCGCCACCACCUACACUACCCAUCGGCGUGCGGGAGUAGUGGCGGCGGUGGCGGGUUCGGCAGCCUCGGCGUGGACCACCUAUCGGCCGCCUCGCUGAAGAGUCUCACGAAGAACCGCAAAAUUCAUCGCUGCGAUGCGUCGGGCUGCGACAAAAUGUACACCAAGAGCUCUCACCUGAAGGCCCACAAGCGAACCCACACCGGUGAAAAACCGUACAUCUGCACGUGGGAAGGGUGUGUUUGGCGCUUCGCUCGUUCCGACGAGCUGACCAGACACUACCGGAAGCACACCGGGCUGAAGCCGUUCCGGUGCAAGCUGUGCACGCGGUGCUUCAGCAGAUCGGACCAUCUGUCGCUGCACAUGAAACGCCAUUGA